UGGGAAUCGUAGUCCAUGAGCACCCGGCGGGCCGGAGUUGGGCACCGGCACCCGGUUUGGAGCGCGGGGGGGGGGGGGCGCGCAGGCAGGCAAGGCGGGCGACCCUUGCAGGUGGCGCCGGGUCCCGUUCCCCCUCCCCCCGCCCUCCGGAGGGAGGGAGGGGGGCGGGCCCAGGCAGUCCGGCCCCCUCCAGCCAGCAUGGCCGCCGUCCUGCCCGCCCUCGCCCUCCGCCUCGCCCGCCCGCCCUGGGCAGCCGUCGGGGCGCUGCAGCCGCGCCGCUUCCUGGCCGCCGGCGUUCCGUUCCAGUAUAUUGUGGUGGAAAAGAAGGGAGUCAAACAGGACGUGGGGGUGAUCCAGCUGAACCGUCCCAAGGCCCUGAACGCGCUCUGCGAUGGCCUCAUGCAUGAAAUCAGCCAGGCCCUGGACUCUUUCGAGCAGGACCCUCACGUGGGGGCUGUCGUCAUCACUGGCAGCGAGAAAGCCUUUGCAGCUGGAGCAGAUAUCAAAGAGAUGCAAGACCAAACCUUCCAAAGGUGCUACAGCGGGAACUUUUUGGCUCAUUGGAACAGAAUUUCUACCACCCGGAAGCCGGUCAUCGCCGCCGUUAACGGAUAUGCUCUUGGAGGUGGUUGCGAACUAGCCAUGAUGUGCGACAUCAUUUAUGCUGGGGAAAAGGCCCAGUUUGGUCAACCGGAGAUCCUUCUGGGAACCAUUCCAGGUGCCGGUGGAACGCAGCGGCUGACCAGGGCGGUGGGCAAGUCAUUGGCUAUGGAGAUGAUCUUGACUGGGGAGCGCAUCUCUGCUCAAGAGGCCAAGCAGGCAGGCCUUGUCAGUAAAGUCUGCCCUGUGGAUAAGCUGCUCGACGAAGCCGUCAGCUGUGCGGAAAAGAUAGCUGGGAACUCCAAGCUGGUGGUCGCAAUGGCCAAAGACGCGGUGAAUGCAGCCUUUGAGACGACACUGGCCGAGGGUAAUAAAAGGGAGAAGAUUCUCUUCCAUGCUACGUUUGCUACAGAGGACCGGAAGGAAGGGAUGUGUGCCUUUGUGGAGAAGAGAAAGGCAAACUUUACAGACCACUGACACAGUUCUGCAGAAGGAGGACACCUGGUGCUGCUGUCAUGAAGAUGUGGGGCUUGUGGUCGCUGGCUGCCUCCCUCAAGGCCGUGGCUGGCUCUGAUCUGCACAGCGGACCUCUUCCAGAUACCACACCUCUGCCACAGGAAAGGUCCAGCUGCAAGCUGGGAAGCUGAUGUGCUUUAAUGGAACCCAGAGAGGGGAUCUGGCCGUUCCAUAGUGUGUAACUCCAGUGAUCUGUUUCAUUGGUUGGGAAAUAAUCAGAAAUCGCAAUCGUCCUGAGUUCCUGUUAAACCAGCUUUCCAGGAACAGCCUUUAUCUGAAGACGGCUUUGACGGCGUGCCUUGCGGGUGCAUUUCUACUAGUCACAGGGGAAUAAAAGUAGCAUCAUUAAAUGCAA
Messenger RNA from Sphaerodactylus townsendi, 1471 nucleotides. RefSeq names its product enoyl-CoA hydratase, short chain 1 (gene ECHS1). Gene Ontology annotation, cellular component: mitochondrion. The record is from RefSeq and is a predicted model, not a curated record. Gene Ontology annotation, molecular function: enoyl-CoA hydratase activity. Gene Ontology annotation, biological process: fatty acid beta-oxidation. NCBI's taxonomy places the organism in Eukaryota, Metazoa, Chordata, Lepidosauria, Squamata, Sphaerodactylidae. Bases 16 to 1077 code for a protein of 353 amino acids. The transcript is spliced from 8 exons.